AGCUCCAAACACAGAUUUUGAAUAUGUGGCGGCGAAUAUGGCUCGGAAUAUACCAGGUCCACGACAACCACGGUCCUUAUCAUAUAGAGAGAUUGACUCAACUCUACCUGGGAGCAGGCAUGGCCGUGUCUGGUAUGAUCAAUAAGCCGGGAGACUCCUACGGACGCUACAAAACAGAAAAGGGGCCGUUAGGCCUGCUAGGGUGUGCACUUGCGAGCCAGGGUAUCAGUCGCCUCAGGCUAUUCGAAGGGUUAUCAAUCGAGUCACUCAAAGCCGUCAUCCAGCUUCUAGAGUCCUACAAACAUGAAGUCGCUGCAUUAGGCGAGGUUGGUUUGCGAGAAACCACGGAGCAUGAUGAGCAGGCAAUCCUAGAGCACUACCCACCACUAGCAGACCCGCUUGCACGCCGGCUUAUACAUCUUGAUGCUAGAUUAGAUGUGCUCGUGGCUGAUCUGGAAGAUGAACAUAUGGAGAUAUAUGGUGACUCGAUCGAGAGGAACGGAUGGCUAGUGAAGGAUAAAGUCUUUCCGAACAGAAAUCUUGUUGCGAUGAAACAGUCACAAUAGGACAAGAAGUUAUUUCAUGCAGGAAGAAAUAAAAGAGAAUUAUAAUUAAUCGUGGCUGAGGAACUCGGAAACUUUAAACAAACCUCAUACUUCCUUCCCUAACCCUUGCCCAAUAAUCAACCAUUUCCGCUAUCCUUUAGGAAGUUCACCCAGGUAUGGUAAGUAUAAAGCCACUAUUGAGACACUAUACCUCGUUCAUAUGGCAAUCAAACGAUCGGUGAUCUCAUGAAAUGUAGUUUUUACACCUUGGAGGGUCGGUGUAUAAAGUGUGAUCUGUGAAUUGAUCUUAAGCAUAUGACUAGGUUUCACAUGCUACCGCGUUCAUGGCAUUGCAGUAUCCAGAAACUGGCUGAAUACCAGUCUA
Molecule: messenger RNA, 930 nt
Organism: Talaromyces stipitatus ATCC 10500
Lineage: Eukaryota; Fungi; Ascomycota; Eurotiomycetes; Eurotiales; Trichocomaceae
Exons: 2
Coding region: 24-566 (180 amino acids)
Source: RefSeq, a predicted model, not a curated record